Molecule: messenger RNA, 1676 nt
Organism: Betta splendens (Siamese fighting fish)
Lineage: Eukaryota; Metazoa; Chordata; Actinopteri; Anabantiformes; Osphronemidae
Gene: pop4
Product: POP4 homolog, ribonuclease P/MRP subunit
Exons: 7
Coding region: 123-788 (221 amino acids)
Biological process (GO): rRNA processing; tRNA 5'-leader removal
Cellular component (GO): ribonuclease P complex; ribonuclease MRP complex
Molecular function (GO): ribonuclease P RNA binding
Source: RefSeq, a predicted model, not a curated record
UAGAUGGCAGAACUGCACCGCAUAGCGGAAACCUUGUAAUAGAAGAAGAAAGACUAGGAAGCGAGCUUGUGUUUGGUUUCCUGUAGAGACGGAGCGGGGUUAAAACCGUGAAAAACGUACACAUGGACGAAUCUGUUGUUCAAGCCAGGAUUCCUCAGGCCCUUGUGAGUGUUCUUGGUGUUGAGUCUAAGCCAACAUUAAAGGCAGAGGCUUUUACUGAGGCAUUCCUGAAGAACGGCUUACAACGGACACCAAAAUGCGAUCUGAAGAGCAUGUUGAGUCACAAAGCUGUGGUUCUGGACUUCACUAGGCCCAAAAAGGAAAAGAAAAACUGCAAGAAGGCCAAGGGACUGAAUGCUCAUCAGAAGAGGGCAAUGAAGGUUUUCGAGAUCAAGCCUGAACACCAGAGAUACGAACUCUUCCUCCCUCUUCAUCAACUCUGGAGACAGUACAUUGUUGACCUGUGUGGUGGCUUGAAACCAACAAGCAACCCAAAUGUGGUCCAGCAGAAGCUUCUGAAGGCUGACUUUCAUGGUGCUGUCAUCACAGUGGUUCGGUCCAAGUGUCCUUCAUACGUGGGGACCACAGGGAUUCUAGUCCAAGAAUUCAAACAUGUCUUCAAAAUUAUCACCAAACAGGACAAAAUUAAAGUCAUCCCUAAAAGGAACAGUGUGUUUGCCAUAGAGAUCAACGGCUUCAUCUCACACAUCUACGGAAACAAGUUUGAGCAUCGAGCGAGUGAACGCUCCGCCAAGAAGUUUAAAGUCCGAGGGACCAUCGACUUAUGAGGGCGCAAGGAGGACUGGGUGUUAACAUUAGAAACUCAUGGCCAUCAGCACACGGAUGUGAUUGUGCUGUUUACCAUCUUUGGAACCAUGUAUGAGCUAUUGACCCCGAUAAUGUCUUCAGGGUUGUCUUAAGUUGCGUUAUACAACUGAAUGCUGUUUCUAUUUUGGGCAAUGCGUUUAGCUCAAUGGUAUUUAUAGUACUAACCUUAAUUUUAAGGGUCCACAUUUCUGCUUUGCUUAAUUAUUUCAAGGUGGUCUGGCUGCUGCACAACAGAGCAAUGGAAAUUGCUCAUACAAGCUUAGGUCCAGUAGGUUUUAUUGUGUUCUGACUAAAAGUCUAACCAGUAAGUGUCACAUGCUCCUCUUUAUUAUUUAUUUCAGCUUGUUUAGCUUCUUUUUUUAAGUUAAAACAUCUUUUGUUACCAGCUGUCAACAGUCAGACAGCAGUUUUGAGGCAAAGUCUGUGUAUUUCACAUGUUUUUGGUUAAUGAAUGUUUUCCCUGAAAACAAGUGUCAGAGAAAACCAAUGCACAGAACUUCCUUGCUCUCUUUAUGUAACAAGCGUCAUAAAACACGCAAUGGUGUCACACAAUGCAAAUAUAGCAACAACGCUGAGUACCUUUUAUUAAGCACUGCCUCCUGGAAGUAUUGAGUCAUCACUCAGAUUCAGUAAGAUAAGAUUCCUCCUUACUGCCAAGCUUCAUGAAUCUAAUGUAAAAAACGGAUUCAGCAGUCGUCUUGAUGUUUUUCUAAACUUUAUCAGAGAGAGGUUCACUCAGUGCAAAAUACAGCUCACAUAUAAUACCAACAAAUGUGUGCUUCAAUAAAUGUAGACUUUUUUUCAGUUAGGUUGUUGUGUAGAAUCCAAAUAAAAGCAAAGUACAACAA